AUGCGCUCGUUUGCGAUUGUAUUGCUGUGUUUCGUGGCCGCUGCCUUUGCCCAGCGAAUCCUACAACCAGCUGAACUAGCUACACCACCACCACCACCGCCACCAACACGACCUCCCCCACCUCCACCAGACACCUUAACGGAUGAAGAAGGCAACUCGUUCAAGGUUGUGGUGGAUCGAGAAAGCAUGCAGCUGUUAAACAGCACUGGCAGCCUGGUAUCGAGCGUUCUCAACAGUAACGGUUGGAUCGUCGUGAUCUCCUCUGACAGGGAUGUCUGCAUAAUCUCAGAUCCAACCCGCUGUCCCGGCCGCUGCUUCAAACUAGUUGCGUUCGAUGGCCGCGUUUCUGACAACGUUCUGGCGUUCUGCAAGGGGAGACCUAUCAUGCAGCAGGUGGCAGUGCCAUGCGAUGACAACACGGGUGUUACCACCGUUGGUCCUGUAAUAUCAGUUAAUAUCAGUGGUGCUGCAUUAAGUAAAUCAGUCCAACUGCCCAUCUGGCCCACAUUGCCACGUUGGUCCUGCUGCUGCCGUUGGAGACGCUUCGCAUGGUGGCCCUGCUUGAAACCGGUUUGCUUCGCCUACGACAAGUUUGGCAUCUGCUUGAACUGGGGUUGCGCCGAAUGGGGUUGGCACUGGCACUGGAUUCAAGACUGCGUGUGUGGCUGGGAGUGGCCAUUCUUUUUACAUCACGGUUAAUUUAUUGAUAUAACAUUACAAAGUGUGACACUAAAAUGUUUCCGAUUCCAGACCAUAUUCAAUAAAACAAAAACAAGUGUAAGGAAGGCAACGUUCAAUUGGCUUUUUAUAAA
This is a messenger RNA of Dreissena polymorpha, 812 nucleotides long. RefSeq lists its product as uncharacterized. The record is from RefSeq and is a predicted model, not a curated record. The coding region runs from base 1 to 699 and encodes 232 amino acids. The transcript is spliced from 5 exons. Lineage: Eukaryota; Metazoa; Mollusca; Bivalvia; Myida; Dreissenidae.